AUGUCAUCCACAGACAACACUUCGCCUCCCAUGGCAGAUCAGGGCUUGUCGGCGAACACACAGUCGCCGCCCGACAGAAAUAAGAAGAAGCGCAUUAGGAACUGGACCGCAGAUGACCGCGCAGCACAUCGAGUGUUUGAGAGAUCUCGACGGGAAGCGUUCAAAGAACGAUUGACCACGCUUGCGAGCCUUAUACCAUCACUGCGAUCAACCGACCCGAACAGACUUUCCAAACACGUUGUAAUCGACCAAAGCGUUGCGCUUCACAAAGCCGAGCAGCAGAAAAUAGCCGAGUCUGACCAGAAGAUUCAUCGCCUCGCAGCCGAACGCGAUGAGCUCCUCUCUGAGCUAAAUACAUGGCGGUUGAAUGCUGGUCUUGAAGUCCAUCAAGCCCGAGUUAUAGCUGAUGAUCCUGAGGCUGCCUCAAUACCAAUAAUGGGCGAGGUAGACGCUUCGAUGCUGAGAACUAGCAUUUCAUCUAUUGGAAUCGGCGAAGAGCAGGGAGUAACGGGCAGCGGCCCAAUAUAUCUGGAAGAACAAUCUUCAUUUACGCCUACAGAACAUGAGCUUCCACCUGAAGCAGUCUUAGUUCCGGCAGCCGAGACGGAACUGCCACCAACAUCAACAUCAACCAACACAGGAAUUCCAUGGAUGCCUCCUGAGAUGAAUUUCUCUAUUCCCAACUCGAUCCCUAUAAAUAGAGAGUUUCCCGCUGAUGCACUCAAUAAAUCGCCAUCCUACACUCACCUACCAAUGACGUAUGGCAUGGCCACCAAUGAUCUGGAUGAAGAAACUCUACAUUUCAACACAGCAAUGAUGCACAUGGCUGAUCCAUCAUCAUUCCACAAUGACACAUAUAUUUAUAAUCGGUGA
Molecule: messenger RNA, 873 nt
Organism: Trichoderma asperellum CBS 433.97
Lineage: Eukaryota; Fungi; Ascomycota; Sordariomycetes; Hypocreales; Hypocreaceae
Molecular function (GO): protein dimerization activity
Source: RefSeq, a predicted model, not a curated record